Messenger RNA from Haemonchus placei, 774 nucleotides. Lineage: Eukaryota; Metazoa; Nematoda; Chromadorea; Rhabditida; Trichostrongylidae. The record is from the annotation of a GenBank genome assembly.
AUGCCGUCACCGAUUAUGCCGUCACCGACCAUGUCAUCACCACGACCGGGACCACUUCCUCAGGCGAAACCGCAAGUCAAGGCAAAGUCGCCAAAAAAACAACCUGCUGUGCGAAAGAGAUUGUCCAGCACACCAAUGCGCGAAAAAUCGCUGAUCGCUCUUGCUGCAAAAGUACGGCAACGAAAAGAACCAAAGCCGUCGACAGAAAUCUUUGUACCACAAAUCGACUCAGCGUUUCUACUGCCGGAGACGUGUGGUGAUAUCGUGGGUGUCGUUAAACCAAUGGAAGUGGAUGUCCGCCCCACGGACAACAUACUGCCGCGAUCUGGUCUUCCCGUCAUCAAAGGUAAUAAGGAUAACGACGGGAUGCUGCUGACCAAUGGACAACCGUUCUGGUUCACGGAUAUGCCACCUGACGAAACUGAUGACGAACUUGUCAUGAACGCAUCGGUGCUGAUCGAAGUGAUGGAAAAUCGUCGCAAAUUAGUGCCCAUGCCAGAUAUUGAAAUCGUGCUGGAUCCAAUGGAGGAAACUACUGUGCUAGCGGCUAGGGAUAAAUCUUGUUAUACGAGAGAUGUACUGUUCGGCAACACAGUGCGCAGGCCGGAAGAAGGCAGUUGCUCCCGUGGAACCAGACGAGUUGAGAUCGCUGGCUAUGGAAGUGCCAACGGUCUUGCAUUUGUACUACAGGAAAACCUACGACCAAUUCUCAAGGAUUCCGUUUGUACCUACACCCAAGAAGCCACCACUGUCGGGUUGCUGAAACUUCGUUGA